Molecule: messenger RNA, 636 nt
Organism: Cucurbitaria berberidis CBS 394.84
Lineage: Eukaryota; Fungi; Ascomycota; Dothideomycetes; Pleosporales; Cucurbitariaceae
Exons: 1
Coding region: 1-636 (211 amino acids)
Source: RefSeq, a predicted model, not a curated record
AUGCCCGAAGGAUCGCAAACAGGACUUCCGGGCAUGAAGCGCGGAAUCGCGAUAGGUGUCGCGUGCUCUGUUGCCAUUCUGGUCGUCGCACUGCUCGCCUUUUUCGCAGUUAGGCGGCGGAAACGCAUCUUACGAAGCCCGAAAAACUCAGGAAACAACAUGGUGGAGCUUUCAGGGACUGAAGUGUGGCCGCAUGAGAAGGCCUUGCAGAUAGCGUCGCCGCCGCAGCCACCGCCGCUCCCGCUCGUUGAAGCGGAUGCGCGAGCGAUCUAUGAGUUGGAUGCGGAUCCGAUACUACCCGAGUUGCCCAGCGAUACAGAUGCUUCAACAAUCAAAACAAAUAACAAAUCUGAUCGGAAUUCCUGGUGCCUCGACGACGAUGCUGUUUACACGCAGAAACUUCAACAAUGGGACGAUAGGGGCCUUGCACUGAACACCCAGGACCAGUCGGACAAUCGAGAAAACGAACACCGAAAUUUACCACUGUUGACGAUUUCUGCACCUAGAGGCUCGCCAGGCGAUGUUUCACCUUUACUGGUGUCAUCCUGGGAUACUUCAUCACGGUGCGCCUCGCCUGUCAGCGCGCUGCCGGACGCUCACCUACCAUCGCAUCGCCACGAACACUGGCAUCGUUGA